AAAAAAAAAAGAAUCGGAAAUGGCAUCUCGUGGUUUAAGCGUACAAGCGACCGUAGUCUCUACGAGAGCGAGACUCAAUUCAUUACCCAAACCGAAGGUUUCUGGUUUCGCUUGUGGUUCUCUUGCAAGACCCAGAAACCAUCGUCUUUCUGUUUCAGCGAUGGGUUCCUCUGCUUCUUCUCAGAAGCCCGACAAUGUCCAAGAUACCAGGAAGAAUGACUUUACUUCUCUAAACGAAGAUGAAUGGAAGAAACAGCUCACGUCGGAGCAGUAUUACAUCACCCGGCAGAAGGGGACAGAGCGAGCCUUUACCGGGGAGUACUGGGACACGAAAACACCAGGAGUGUACCAUUGCAUAUGCUGUGACACGCCUCUGUUUGAAUCAUCGACAAAGUUUGAUAGUGGAACAGGGUGGCCGUCUUAUUACAAGCCUAUAGGAGACAAUGUGAAGACCAAGUUAGACCUCUCUAUUAUCUUCAUGCCAAGACAAGAAGUACUUUGCGCUAUUUGUGAUGCCCACCUUGGCCAUGUCUUUGACGAUGGACCCCCUCCAACUGGAAAACGUUUUUGUAUCAACAGUGCUUCUUUGAAACUCAAGCCGAACAAGUGAAUGCUCUUCAAGUAUCAGAUAGAGAAAACGAAGACUGGGGAACCAAAAUGGUAAAUAUUUACGUUCAAUAAGAAUGAAAAUUAUAUGUGUACUGAUACUAUUGUCUAUACAAGUAUACUGAGUCCGAGGCCUGCAUCUGCCCGAAAACUCGGUCAUUUGUUUCCUGCUUUAACUAGGAUGAAGUGUGUUCGGUAUA
Messenger RNA from Tarenaya hassleriana, 806 nucleotides. Its product is annotated as peptide methionine sulfoxide reductase B1, chloroplastic. The transcript is spliced from 5 exons. The coding region runs from base 20 to 610 and encodes 196 amino acids. Gene Ontology annotation, molecular function: peptide-methionine (R)-S-oxide reductase activity. NCBI's taxonomy places the organism in Eukaryota, Viridiplantae, Streptophyta, Magnoliopsida, Brassicales, Cleomaceae. Gene Ontology annotation, cellular component: cytoplasm. The record is from RefSeq and is a predicted model, not a curated record. Gene Ontology annotation, biological process: response to oxidative stress; protein repair.